Molecule: messenger RNA, 764 nt
Organism: Populus nigra (black poplar)
Lineage: Eukaryota; Viridiplantae; Streptophyta; Magnoliopsida; Malpighiales; Salicaceae
Product: acyl carrier protein 3, mitochondrial-like
Exons: 3
Coding region: 184-573 (129 amino acids)
Biological process (GO): fatty acid biosynthetic process
Cellular component (GO): mitochondrion
Molecular function (GO): acyl carrier activity; acyl binding
Source: RefSeq, a predicted model, not a curated record
UGUCAUUUAAUAUUUUCUGCGUUCGUAUGAGCACCACCCAUGAAGCGAUACUUAUUGACAAGGCUCUUGCUUCCAUUCAACAGGGGGGGCUUCAUUGCGGCGAUAAAUCAAACACCUGAACAACUAUUAUUUUAACUCAAAAGCCAGUAUCCGCGGGCACAAAAUCUCGUGACUUGUGUCGAAAUGCAAAGCAUAAGAAAUUCCAUCUUGAGCCACAUAAGGCUGAGGGGUUCUGCUGAACAAUUUUUAUUUGCUCAGAGGGGAAAUGUGUUCAAGCAGCUUCAUCGGCAGAUGUGUACAUCAGCAGGCACCAGCCCUGAUAAAAUCAUGGAUCGAGUCAUUGGACUGGUUAAGAAGUUUGAUAAAAUUGAUGCCACUAAGGUUACUGAGACAGCUGAUUUCCAAAAAGAUUUGUGCCUGGACAGUUUAGACAGGGUCGAGCUUGUCAUGGCUUUUGAGGAAGAAUUUUCCAUUGAAAUCCCUGAGGAGAAAGCGGAUAAACUUACAUGUUGCGCUGAUGUUGCAAAGUAUAUAGUUUCAGGAGGUGAGCUGAAAAAUGUAAAUCCUGAGUAGUAAUCAAUUUUAGGGUUUCCUAAAGGUGAAAUGGUGCUCCUAGACAAUGUGUCUUGUCAGUUCUUCCUAUGUUUGUUUUUGUGUAUCAAUAACUACAUAUAAAGGUUGCCAAACUGUAAAAACUGGAGCCUUGUUUCUCUUACUGAUACCGUACUUUUCCAUGGCAUUAAGGGAAAAUUUCUGAUGGACAA